Molecule: messenger RNA, 2913 nt
Organism: Phascolarctos cinereus (koala)
Lineage: Eukaryota; Metazoa; Chordata; Mammalia; Diprotodontia; Phascolarctidae
Source: RefSeq, a predicted model, not a curated record
AGCUGCGUACAAAGGCCAAGCGGAUAAUGUGGUGCAGCUUAUCAACAAGGGUGCCAAGGUAGCCGUUACCAAGGUUUCUUUGGGUCUACUUUCUACCCACCACAGAUACUGAGUACAUUGGGAGAGGGUGUGAAACAGCCUUACGUAUAGACUCUGAUCUUUUUCUUAUUCCUGCAUUUGCCAUAUCAUGGCCGGACACCACUACAUCUUGCUGCCAAUAAAGGCCAUCUUCCUGUUGUCCAGAUCUUGUUGAAGGCAGGCUGUGACCUGGAUGUCCAGGAUGAUAUAUUGUUCUUUAAAGUCAUUUUUAAAGACUGAUAAUUAGUGGAAGAAUGACCUUCAGUGGCCUGGAGUGGGAUUAUUAUGAAUUUCAACCUGUGGAAACCAGUUCUUUAGAGUAUGGAACCCCAGGAGCUAAUUCUCUCUUGCUUCCUGCCAAUCCUGCCAAAUCCUAUUGGAGCUCUAACGAGGUCUCUGAUUGGUCCAUGAGUAUUCACACAGAACACACCUCAGAAAUAGUCCAGGACAGAGCGGCUAUGGUGAAAGGCAUCAAGGAAGAGAAAAAUAAAAAAGACCAGAGGAGAAAGACUAGGAAGGAACCUAGAAGAUCAGAGAGAGAAAAGGAGGGGGAUCAGACUGCACUGCACCGAGCUACUGUUGUAGGGAACACCGAGGUCAUAGCCGCUCUCAUUCAAGAGGGGUGUGCUUUGGACAGACAAGACAAGGAUGGGAAUACCGCUCUUCAUGAAGCAUCCUGGCAUGGCUUCAGCCAGUCUGCCAAGCUUCUUGUUAAAGCAGGAGCCAAUGUGCUUGCCAAGAACAAGGCAGGGAACACCGCUCUGCACUUGGCUUGUCAGAACAGUCAUUCCCAGAGUACCCGGGUUCUUUUGCUGGGAGGAUCUCGACCUGACCUCAAAAAUAAUGCAGGAGAUACCUGUUUGCACGUUGCCGCUCGCUAUAAUCACUUGUCCAUCAUUAGGGUUCUCCUCAGUGCUUUCUGUUCUGUCCAUGAAAAGAACCAGGCUGGGGACACAGCUCUUCAUAUUGCUGCUGCACUAAAUCACAGAAAAGUGGCUAAAAUCUUACUGGAAGCAGGAGCUGAUGGGACAAUUGUCAACAAUGCUGGUCAGACUCCACUAGAGACAGCCCGGCACCACAAUAAUCCUGAGGUUGCUCUUCUCCUCACCAAAGCACCACAAGUCUUGCGCUUCAGUCGUGGGAGAAGCCUACGAAAAAAGAGAGAGAGGCUCAAGCAGGAGAGGAGAGCUCAGUCUGUGCCACGUGAUGAGGUGGCCCAGAGCAAGGGAAGUGUCUCAGCAGCAGACACUCCCAGCAGUGAACAAGCCACUCAAAAGAAAGGAGAGGCCAAAGAGGAAUUCUACUCAGCAUCUCCAGAGCCCCCAGCAAAGAAUAACCGAAAGAAAAAGCUGAAACAAAAGGUAUCUGCAUUCUCUGACCCCACCUCACCAGCAGACCAGCAGCCUAUUCCUGGGCACCAGAAGAACUCACAUAAUCACCCCAAAAAAAGGAAUAAGCAUCGUUGCUCAUCUCCCCCACCCCCUCAUGAGUUCAGAGCAUACCAGCUGUAUACAUUGUACCGUGGAAAGGAUGGAAAAGUUAUGCAGGCACCAAUAAAUGGAUGUCGCUGUGAACCACUGAUUAAUAAACUGGAGAAUCAGCUGGAGGCAACCGUUGAGGAAAUAAAGGCAGAGUUUGGAACUGUGCAGGAUAAAAUGAACACAAAACUGGGGCAGAUGGAAAAUAAGACCCAACAUCAAUUACGAGUUCUGGAUAAGUUGAUGGCUGAGCGGCUAUCAGCAGAGAGAUCAGAGUGUCUGAACCGUCUGCAGCAACAUACUGAGCUGGAGAAGCAUGAGGGAGAAAAACGACAGGUGUCCCUAGUGGAUGAAUUGAAAACAUGGUGUAUGUUAAAGAUUCAAAACCUGGAGCUGAAGCUUUCUGGAGAUUCUAGAGCCUCCAGGCCUAAAUCAACCCCAUCUACUUCUGAAUCCCUCACAGGUGCAGACCAAUCAGUGGUGACCACUACCAGUCCAGCCACUGCUUCUGCUAUCCCUCCUCAGGUUGUCAGGCCCAAGGAAAAGGCACUUAGUAGUUCUACUUCUUCCAACAGACUACAGCAGGAACCAGCAUCAUUAGACUGUGGGAACUCUAAACUGAGACAUGUGAAGGUACAGACAGCUUUAUUGCCCUCAACUGAAGCAAUUAAAUGUGAGCACCAGGCUGGUCACUGCAUGGACAAAGGAACUCAAACAAAGAAGUCUGGGAAAAGUGGGCAGACAAGGCAUAGGCCCCAGCAGCAUGUAUCAACACAUGUACCUGGCAGUACAUGCACCCAGCAACACCCAGCAGACCACCAGGCUGGCCCUCCCAUUCGAGAUACCUCCCAAGCUCUAGAAAUUACCCAGUAUUUUUUUGAGGCUGUAUCUACACAAAUGGAAAAGUGGUAUGAGAGAAAGAUUGAGGAAGCCCGUUGCCAAGCUAAUCAGAAAGCACAGCAAGAUAAGGCUACACUAAAAGAACAUAUUAAGAGUUUAGAAGAGGAACUUAGUAAGCUAAGGACUAAAAUACAAAAGGAAAGUUAGCACCUGGGCACUGAGGUGUUAAAGUACUUUGGAGGAUUUCUGAUUUUGCUAUGAACAGUAGCUGGGAUUGAAAUGUUCUUCCUGGUGCACAAAGACUUGCCUUUAAACACAAACAUACACAUACAAUACUUAAUUUCUGAAAUGUGAUCAUUAUGUGACUUUUGUGCCCUGAAUUCUUAUUGUUGAAGUUCUCCUACCUGAAACCAAGAGGAGUAGUAUCAAGUUUCAUCACAAAGGCCAAAACUCAGUUCAGAUUUAUGGGAAGUUUUCAGUCCUGGAUUGAGUGGGCCAGGCUAAGAAGAUUGUUAAA